Molecule: messenger RNA, 2707 nt
Organism: Vigna angularis (adzuki bean)
Lineage: Eukaryota; Viridiplantae; Streptophyta; Magnoliopsida; Fabales; Fabaceae
Product: chlorophyll a-b binding protein 7, chloroplastic
Exons: 6
Coding region: 90-1016 (308 amino acids)
Biological process (GO): photosynthesis, light harvesting in photosystem I; response to light stimulus
Cellular component (GO): membrane
Source: RefSeq, a predicted model, not a curated record
UAAAACAUCAUUGAGAGGAUAUUAGUAUCAAGGUCUGCGAAUGAGAGAAGGGAAAGGGCAUUUGAAGUGAGAGUUAGCGGUGAGGGGUCAUGGUUUCGCUUCAUCCACUUGUGUGUCCUUUGUCAGUUUCCUCUUCCUCCUCUGAAUUUUUUAGAUGCUCCCUUUGGUCUAGCUGCUACCGGUCCGCAAGUUUUGCCCCAAAACGAAGAAACAGCUCCAAAACAGAGCAGCGUUCUUUCAUCUGCAAUGCUUCGUGGCAAGAGCUCGCCGGAGUUUUACUAUUCUCAGCGAUUCCUUUCACUGCCGUGAAAGCCAUAGCUAAUAGUCCUCUAGGAGAGUCGCUUCAGAGGAAAAUGGAGGAGGAGAAGAAAUCUGCUGAAAAAAACUCGUCUAAAUUCAAGGCAUUAGCCGACAAGGCCCGAAAGGAGAGCUGUUGGUAUGGAGAAGAUCGGCCUCGUUGGCUUGGUCCUAUAUCAUAUGAAUACCCAUCAUAUCUUACUGGGGACUUGCCUGGGGAUUACGGCUUUGACAUUGCGGGGCUAGGCAAGGAUCCUGUGGCGCUGCGUAAAUACUUCAAUUUUGAGAUAUUGCAUGCUCGGUGGGCUAUGCUUGCAUCUAUUGGAGCUCUGAUUCCAGAAAUAUUAGACCUAUUGGGAGCCUUUCACUUUGUGGAACCUGUGUGGUGGCGUGUUGGUUAUUCAAAGCUCAAGGGAGAUACUUUGGAUUACCUUGGCAUCCAAGGUCUUCACUUUGCUGGAAGUCAGGGAGUGGUCGUGAUUGCUAUUUGCCAAGCACUCCUUAUGGUCAAAGACGAUUGGACUCAAGUCAAAAGUCAAGCAAGUUGGCACAAGUCAAAGGUUGAUAUGAGUUGGUCUGAGCUUAGGGUCAAAAGGAGUUUAUCAGGGCCAAAGGUUAUGACCAGUUGGAUCGGACCAAAGGUCGAGACAAGUCGGCUUGGACCAAAGGUUAGGCUGAGUCAGCCUAGGCCAAGUUGGCAGAAGGUUGAGCUGAUUUGACCUAGGCCAAAGGUUGAGUUGAUUUGGCCAGACCAAGGGUCGAGAAGAGUCAAACCAAAGGUCGAGAGGAGUUCAUUUCCUCGUAUUGUCUCACAACAUGCUUUGUUUCCUUUUGUCUUUAGUUCACUCUAACAUUUGGGGAUCCAAUCAUAAGUUUAAUUUAGGAUUUCAAUAUUUUGUAAUUUUUAUUGAUGAUUGUUCGAGGGUUACUUGGUUGUUUUUAUUUAUGCUAUACUUGAAGGUUUACCUCCUAAAUAUGCUCUAGUAAUAUCUGUCAUGAAAGCAAAUUUGAUAAUCCUCGAGCUGCUAGUUGUUGAAGUAGAGGUGCUUCUUUGUCAUGAUUCUCGAGCUGUCCAAUUUAAUAACAAAAUCUUCUCUCCUAGUCUUCACUAUAUAUAGACCUCUCCUAAUCCUGGACUUGGUUCUACUCAUGGGCUUUGUACAUAUUGGUGUCCGAUUUAAUAACAAAAUCUUCUCUCCUACUCUUCACUAUAUAUAGACCUCUCCUAAUCCUGGACUUGGUUCUACUCAUGGGCUUUGUACAUAAUGGUAACAAGCGGGGUGGAAGAGGUCGUGGCAGCAUCAUUUCUGGUCAUCAUGGUACUGGUCGAAGUUGUAGUGGACGCUUUGCAAGUUUUCAGUGCCAAAUUUGUUUGAUGCCAUCCUUCCACACUGCAACCUGUCUAGUUCUCUUCAAAUUCAAACAUCAGUACUCCCAACACUUGGGUGAUCCUCAUUUAAAUCAAGAUACUUCUAGUGCUAUGCUUGCUAAUAUGCCUUCUCAAGGUGGAGUUCAUAUUCCUGAUUCUGGUGCUUCCUUUCUUUUUACUGGGGAGCCACAAUAUAUACAUCAACUUGGAAUUUUUGAAAGACUGGACAAGGUUUGCAGAUUCAUGGAUCUUGGUUCUUCCUCCUUCAACUCAGAUAUUUGUUUUAGAUUAUUAAUGUUCCCUCUAUUACCAAAAAUUUAUUGAGUUGGUCCUGAUGGUCUUUACUCCUUCCCAAAUCUUCAUCUUCAAAGGUCUUCUGUUUGUCUGUCUUUUACAACAAAUUCUCCUUCAAUGGUCUUUUCUAACAGUGCUUCGAAUUCUAGUUGUCAUAGUCCUUGGCAUGCUAGACAUGGUCAUCCUAGCUCUCGUGUUCUUAAACUUGUACUUAAAUCAAUGUCAUAUCCCUUCAAUGAAUAAAAUAUUGGAAAAUCCUGUAGACUUUCUUCUUCUGCAUAAACUGUUUAUACAACUCCUUUGGAAGUUAUUUUUAGUGAUCUUUGGGGGACGCUCAUAUACCUCACAUUCUGGAUACACUUAUUUUGUCUCCUUUGUUGAUGAUGCAUAUUGCAAGUUCACGUGGAUUUAGUUUUUAAAAUCUAAAUCUGAAACCCCUAAAAGGGAGCUUUAGAAAAAGCUGUUUUGUUAUCUUUCAUAAACCUGCUUUUUGUGUUCUAGUGAAUGUCUGUACAUAUCUGUUGUUGUCUUAAGUUGUAUUGCUGCAAACCAUAUCCAAAUUAUUGUUUUAUAUGUAUACUUAGUUUGGCUGAGUGAAAAUUCGUUCAAGCUUAUCAUCCUAUUCCUAGUCUUUAACUGCCACCUUAAAAUUUGAAAGUGAAAUUCAAAUUCCUCUCCCGUUCAUUUUGUAUAGGGACUAAAAAUCAAAAGUUUCAAAUAAUUGGAGAUUAUAAUAAUUAGAGAUUC